This is a messenger RNA of Adineta steineri, 1131 nucleotides long. Lineage: Eukaryota; Metazoa; Rotifera; Eurotatoria; Adinetida; Adinetidae. The record is from the annotation of a GenBank genome assembly.
AUGGUUACUAUCGUAUCACACAUCUCAAAUUAUUUUGAGCAAUUUAACAGUUCAUUAACAGCAACUUUCGAAACAUCGUCUCACUCUCAUAAUGUUUUAUCAUCCACCGAUAAACUUCCACUAUCAUUUUAUGUAUUCGAUUUUGAACGAUACACCGAUCAAAUGGAAACAUUACGUGAUUUACGCACAUAUAUGAUCCAACGUUGGCAUAAUAGUUUUUUCUAUGCACUUGCAUAUUUAUUCUUAAUAUACACUGGUCAGAUUUAUAUGAAAAAUAAACCACGAUUCGAGUUACGUUUAUGGUUAGCAGCAUGGAAUACAUUUUUGGCAAUAUUUUCAAUCUUUGGAGCUAUGAGAGUAUUACCAGAAUUAAUCUAUGUUAUUUAUACACAUGGUAUGAAAUACUCAAUUUGUAAUAAUUCCAAUGCUUUUGGAGUCGUUGGAUUUUGGACAUGGGCAUUUUGUUUUUCAAAAUUACCAGAAUUAAUCGAUACUGUAUUCAUUGUUCUUCGUAAACAACCAUUAAUUUUUCUUCAUUGGUAUCACCAUGCAUCAGUGUUGAUCUAUUGUUGGUUUAGUUACCAAGAUUACAGUUCAACUGGAAGAUGGUUUUGUGGUUUAAAUUAUGUCGUCCAUGGUAUUAUGUAUUCCUAUUACGCAUUACGUGCAAUGAAAUUUCGUAUACCACGUUGGGUAGCAAUGAUUAUAACAAUACUUCAACUAAAUGUAAUGGUCGAACUUGAAAUAAAACAAUCACAAAUACCAGGCGCAGGUUGUGGUUUAUUCACUCGAAUUCCAAUUUCAAAAGAUUCAUGUGUAUGUAUUUAUACAGGCAAAGUACUUCGUACGAUCGAUGCUAUACGUCUGGAAGAUAAAUCUUAUUUAAUGAGACUUGGUCCACAAGUUUAUGUUGAUCCAUGUGAUGAUACAACUGUACUUGCCAGAUAUAUAAAUGAUCCACGUAAUCGUCUAUUACAGAAUGUUAUAUUUGAUAAACGUCCUGAUGAACAAUGUGCUUAUAUUAUUGCUAAACGAGAUAUAGCCGCUGGUGAGGAAAUUUUUGCUGAUUAUGGUCGAUGGUAUUGGUUAAAAAAGACUCCUACUCGUUUAGAUAAACUUCCACCGAGAUAA